Molecule: messenger RNA, 3816 nt
Organism: Lingula anatina
Lineage: Eukaryota; Metazoa; Brachiopoda; Lingulata; Lingulida; Lingulidae
Source: RefSeq, a predicted model, not a curated record
UAAAAUUUGAAACUCAUUUUAAUUUUAUAAGAUAUCUAGUAAAAUGCCUUCAUGGUGACCUUAAUCUGCAGUCGGGAUCAUUAAAUUAUAUUCACUGUGUGUUGAUAACAUCACAGGAUAGAUAGCUAUUGUUGUUUUGGAACAAUUAACUGAUCCCGUCUGGAGAUGAAGAUAGAGUUCUAAAACAUCAAAGUCAAAGUUUAAGAUUUAUAUCACAUCUAUUGCGUAUUGUUGGCUGGGGAUAAUUUAAUACUGAACUGACCAAUGAAAGGGAAGGGGACCACCCCUCACCUCAAGAGUGCCACUGGACUUUUAGAACAGUUGAGCUUCAGCCACGACUCUGUUAACAUCAUUUUUAGUUGCUCAGCUUAGCUUAAUAAAGUUCUAUAACUACACGAAAUCUUGUUGGUUAUACUGGUGAAGACAAGUGGAAGAUCCCUAUACAACCUCUCAUGAGCCAGCCAAACAAUAACAGGGUGAAUACUAGGAGCGCAGCGGCAGCAGGAAUGGCGAAUGGAAGACAAGAAGAGCCUCUUCCCCAGCAACAAGCCCAAGUGCUUGUUACCUUUCCCACUUUUUUUACCCCAGAUCCCUUUUAUGGGGACGUUGAGGAGGAACCGCAACACUGGCUUGCAAGGUAUGAGGCGUUUGUGGCCAAUCAGCCAGAUAAAACGCAGUAUCUGCCUUUCUUAUUAAAAAAAAGGGCAGAACUAUGGUUUCAAGCUCUACCAGAAAGAGUAAGAAAAGACUUCACCUUAUUUAAAGAAGAAUUUCUAAAUUCUUUUCAACAAACCCAGCAAAUGAAGCUGCAGAAAACUGUUGAACUGUUUCACCAAAAACAGGGGGACGCAGAGACAGCAGUAGAUUUCCUCACAAGGAUGAGGAAACUGGGGAGAAGCACUACAUUAGAUGACAAUAGUCUGAUUUGUGCCUGUAUAAAUGGGCUCAGACCAGAAAUCCGGCCUUUCAUCAUUCAGAAACAAGUUCAGACAAUGGCUGAGCUGCACCAAGCAGCAGCCUUGGUAGAAAUAAGUUUCAAACCUGCAGUAGCAAGUGCAGCUACUGCAGAAGGGAACUUGAUCCAAAGCCUGAUGAAUCGGAUCAACAUUCUAGAAAACAAACAGAAGUCCGUGACUUUUGAACCAGCCCCACGAGGACGACCGAUAAUAAAACAAGGAGAAAGAAGACAUUCCCAGUCGCCUAGAGGAAGGUCACCUGAACGGAGAGAAGAAUGCGGGAGAUGUGGUUCAACUGAAAGCAGUGGCAUAGGUGGAGUUGCUGCAUGGACAAAGUUGAUGAUGAUCAUGCUGAUUUUAGGCUCCAUGUCAGCUGCAGUAGAAGGUGUCAACAAUCAGGUCAUUAAUCGUAUCAAUUAUGGUACGACAUUUCAGGAGAUAGCCAAAAUGCGGAUCAUGACCCACUACUGGUUACAUACUUUUACAUUUAAAUUACCAAAAAUGGAUAUAAAGCCAACCUUUACACGAAAUUGCGAAGGUAGAAUUUCAGAUCAGAUUUGCGGAUUAAUCGUAAAAGCAUCAGGUGAAGCCGAAAGAAUAUUCCAUGAUUCAAAACACCAAUUGGAUGUUCUACAUCGGGAAGUUUCCAAAUUAAUCCCAAGUAUUGAAAACAGAAACAAAAGGUCCCUCUUGCCUGUCAUUGGUGAAAUAGCUGGUAAUUUAUUUGGCGUUGCAACGGAAAAUGAUGUAAAUCGAGUCAUCCAGCAUAUAAAUAAGUUACAAAAACGGCAAAACAUGGCACUUUCCAAUUUUGAAGGAAUUACUCAAAAAUUGUCCUCUGUCAUUACUAUCCAAAAUCAAAGAUUUCACAAUUUUGCAACACAAUUAAAAGAAAACCAUGACAUUGAUAUGAUACUGGGCGGUGACAUUAAAACACUAGAUAGCGAAAUUACAAUAGCAACUCAGUUACUGGUUCAACUACAAAAACAACAAACAAUUUCAAGCAAGCUAAACCUACAAAUACAAAAUACAAAUUUAGGAAUUGAAAACCUGAUUCAUGGAACAUUGUCAUCCAAAAUUAUUCCCCCAUCUGUUAUAACCGCUACCAUCAAAGAAAUUGAAAAACACCUGAAACAGGAAAAUUCAUCUCUGCAUCUGGCCACAACUGAUUUAAAUUAUAUUUAUUCAUAUGCAAAGUACUCCGUUUCUAAACAUGACUCAAAUAUCAUCAUCACUAUGAAAUUCCCUCUGACAUCAGUACCUGAAACUUUUUCAGUUUAUAAAGUUAAUACAUUUGCAAUGCCUAUCAAUGAUAGCACACAUUUUACAACUGAGCUACAAAACGUUCCUGACUUGAUAGCUGUGUCUUUACAAUCUCAAAAACAUAUUCCGUUAUCCUUACAAAAUUUUCAACAAUGCUCAGGAGAUGCAAAGAAAAUUUGUAAACUAGAGGAAAUAACCUUACGACAAGAACCAACAUGUUUAACUGCCUUAAUAUCAGAUCAGAAAUCAAAAAUAAAAAAUCUCUGCAACUUUAGAUUCAUGUCUGAUUUUAUACAACCAAAUCUUGUGUCUUUACACAAUGGACAUAUUUUGGCCAUCAAUGUUACUGCAAUCAAAAUCACCUGUCAAAAUGAUACAUUUACAAUUCCAGGUUGUCACUUUUGUACAAUCCAAAUCCCAUGUGGAUGCUCCUCUGAAAUUCCGACUCACUUCAUUCCCCCAUUGCAAUAUUGCAUUGAAUUUGACUCUACCAAAACAUUAUAUCCUAUCAAUAUGGCUCUUCUUCAACAUUUUUUUAGAGGAAAUGAAGCUUUUGACAAUAUAAAUUCAUCUACUCUUUUUAGUGACGUUCCAAACGUACAAUUACCAGACCUAAAUAUGUUCUCACACAAUUUCUCAAAAUUCAUUGCACAAGAUAAAAAGGAAAGUCUUAAUGUCGAAAAAGUUGCCAAUGCCAUGAGAAACAAAACCAAAAUUUAUAGUAAUCUACUUGAGCCUUAUUUGGAUGGUGAAUUUUCCCUGUCUGAUGAAGUCAGCACAAACUUUUUAUCCUUUCAUAAUAUAUUGAGUGUAGGUGCAGUAGCAUUAUCAGGAUUAUGUUUAAUAAUUACCAUUUGCCUUAGUUACAAAUUAAGAAUGUUACAAAUGGCCAUGUUUUCUGUAAACGCUGUACGAGCAGCACCGACCGCACCAACAUUCAUUUUCACUGAUCAAACGGUUUCUACGUCAACAGUCAGCAACCCAACAACUGAGCAUAAAUUUUCGUUUUUAACCCAGUACUUACAUUUGGCACCAUAUGGAGUAAUAUGCAUUCUAAUCGUGAUGUAUAUCAUAAAAAGGGUCAAAAAUAGCAGAAACUCAACUUAUCUUUAUUUGGAACUUUCAUCACAAGAUUCAUGUGUUACAAUUCCUUUGACGAAAUUGAAAGGUUGCCCUCAUCAAUGGAAAAUUACUGCAACAAAUCUAGUGAAGUCCAUUCGAUUCAGUGACCAUUGUUUACCAACCUUAUUUAUUCACUGGGAUGACAUUCAAAUUAGUCGCAAAAACACAAAUCUUUUAUGUCAUUUGCCUACAAAGUAUUCCAUAAAUCUAUGGAAAAGCACAAAACUGAAACAAGUAUUGAAUAGACCAUAUGAUGCACAAUUUUUACUAAUGCAUAAUAAUUUAACCCAUGCCCUUUCUGUUGAUAGUUAAGAUAUAUAUAUGGAAUGAGAACAAGCAUUUGAAUCUGUGUAUUACGCACCAAAAUGUUGGACAGUCACUGAAUAUCAUGUUUCCACUUAAAGCCCACAUUGUUACCAAUACAGUAGAGAACAGAAGAAAAGACUUCAUAAGUAAAAAAAAAAAAAAAAAAAAA